AUGAGUUCUCCCGGGAACAACGAGAUGGCUGUACCAUCGAUCGAAGUCCUUUGUGAGAAUGAAGCCAAGGAUGCCAAGGAAGUUGUGAUGGUUGAGAAUGAUGAAUCGCCAAAAUCAUCCAGGAAGAGGAAACACUCUGAUGUAUGGGAUCACUUUGAGGAGGUUGAGGUGCUUUCAAAGAAGAAAAAAGGAGAACCAGAGAGAAAAGUUAAGUGCAAGGCUUGCAGCAAACUGUACAUGUACCCGAAGACUAGAACUACAACUACAAUGAAGAGGCAUCUGGAUGGCUGCUUUGCACAUCAUGGUGAGGAGAACAUCAAAAAAGGUCAAGGCACUCUGAAUUUUGAUGCGGCUGAUGCAUGUGGUAUUGAUCUUCCAGUAGUCAGUUUCUCUGGUGGCUAUGAUCAUGCAAAAAUUCGUGAGCUUAUUGCUACAAUGAUAAUUGUCCAUGAGUACCCUUUUCGCAUGGUCGAGCAUUUCUGGUUCAAUGUGCGGAUGAAGACUUUGAAUCCUUCUUAUCAGAAGACAUCAAGAACCACCAUCAAAAAUGAAUGUUUGCAGAUUUUUAAGUCCCGAAAGGAAACACUGAAGAAGGAACUUAAGCAUGUUGGCAAAAUUAGCCUCACAUGUGAUCUCUGGACCUCUAACCAAACUCUUUGUUAUAUGAGCUUGGUGGCACACUAUAUUGAUUCAGAAUGGAAUAUGCAGUACCGUGUGAUUAGUUUUCUUGAACUGGAGCCACCACACACAGGUAUUGUGAUAUCUCAGGCUAUAUUUGAGUGCCUUUCUGAUUGGAAGAUUGAAGACAAAAUUGCAACUAUAACUCUUGAUAAUGCUUCUUCCAAUGACGUGGCUGCUCGUCAACUGAUGUCCAAGUUUAAGGCUAGAGGAAGUGUGUUUUUCCAUGGUAAAUUUUUUCAUGUCAGAUGCUCUGCUCAUAUACUCAACCUUUUAGUAUCAGAUGGCCUAAAGGCUAUAGAACCACUCAUUGAGAACAUCAGGCAAACUGUUAAGUAUUUGAAGAAGUCGCCAUCUCGCCUCUACAAAUUUACUGAGAUUUUCAAGUCACUUAACAUGUCAACCAAGAGGGGGUUGUGUCUUGAUGUUCCAACUAGAUGGGGAUCCACAUACAAGAUGCUUGAGCAUGCCUUUUCUUUCAAAAAUGCAUUUUUACAUUAUGCAGAUUUGGAUGCCAAUUAUAAGUGGGAGCCAUCUAGUGAAGAGUGGAGGUUGUAUGCUAAAAUAAGGGAUAUUUUAGCAGUGUUGAACAUGACGACCACUAUGUUUUCUGGAUCAACCUAUCCUACAGCUAAUGAGUUCUUUCUUCUAAUUGUGAAUGUUAAGAAGGUCCUCGAUGAUGCAUCUGCCUCUACAGAUAAAUUCUUGCAUGAUAUGGGAAAUGCUAUGCUUCAGAAAUUUGAGAAGUAUUGGAAAGAGUGCAGUACUUUGCUGUCAAUAGCGUCAAUUCUGGAUCCAAGGUACAAGAUGGAUCUAAUUAAUUUCUGUUUUCCCAAGAUAUAUGUUGCUAGUGACAUUGAACACAACAUUGACUCAGUAAGUUCAACACUGAAGGAGUUGUAUGAACAUUAUGAGAGUGACCACACAGCCAACUUGGUUGCAGCAGAAAAGAAAGUGGAUAAUCAGGCCGUCGCUUCAGAAAAUGGGACAUCAAGCAAUAGUCUCAUGGCAAUUUCAACUCAGUUUCGUACCUUCAUGAAGACUACUGCUAAAAAGGUUUCCAAGUCAGAUCUAUUUGCAUACUUAGAUGAGGCUGCGCUUAAUCAUUCAGAAGACUUUGAUGUGCUACUUUGGUGGAAGCAAAAUUCAUCAAGGUAUCCAAUACUAUCCAAGGUUGCGAAAGAUAUUCUUACUGUGCCAGUCAGUACUGUUUCUUCGGAAUCAUCAUUUAGUACUGGAGGCAGAGUGCUUGAUAAUUAUAGAAGCUCUUUACUCCCAAAUACUGUUGAGGCUUUGGUGUGUUCAGCUAGUUGGAUUAGAGGCUCCCAAAAGAAAAAGAAAGCUAACAAGAUAAAGAAGACCAGGAUGACCUACUUGAAGUUCCUUUUCUGGAUAAAGAUCCUUCGAUCAUUUCUACAGACUAGUAAGAAACAAAUAGACUAUGGUGAACAUUCACCUGAAUUGUUGCAUUGUUUGUAUUAUCUUGCAAACUAA
Messenger RNA from Triticum turgidum subsp. durum (durum wheat), 2172 nucleotides. The record is from the annotation of a GenBank genome assembly. NCBI's taxonomy places the organism in Eukaryota, Viridiplantae, Streptophyta, Magnoliopsida, Poales, Poaceae.